AUAUAUUAUUGUUAUUAUAAAUAUAUAUAAUUUGUUUAAGACAAUAGUCUUUUUUUUGGUACAUAAUACAUAUUAUUGCUACACGGUUGGGUAAGAAAAUAAAAAUGAAAUAUUUUUACAGAGAAUUGUAAUAUAACUAACUAUUAAGUAUUAACUAAAGUUUCAUCAACAACCGCCGCCGUUGAACCCGACUGCUUCACCGACGACUUUCUGACUCCCUCUCUCUUUUAUAUUUUUAUUAUUUAUUUAUAUAGAGAGAGGACCAGAUAGAUCAUGGAGUGAAACUCUAGACAACCCCAACAACUACACUAGUAUAGCUUUGCUAAUAUAGAUAUAUUAUUAUAAGUAGAAAGAGAGAGAGAGGAGCAGAUUCAGAGAGAGAAAAUGGGUUGUGGAAAUUUGUUCUUCACAACUUUGAUAACCUUUUCUGUAGCUUUGAUUACAUACAACAUAAUAAUCUCAGCAAAUGCUCCAUUGAAGCAGGAUUUCCCAGGUCCAUCGAGAACUUCAUCGAUUUCCAUGGACCCGGUUAUCCAGAUGCCGGUUGAGAAAUCAAAAGGGAAAUCUGGGUCUAAGAGGCUGUUUCACACGGCAGUAACGGCGUCUGACUCCGUCUACAACACGUGGCAGUGCAGGGUCAUGUACUACUGGUUUAAAAAGUUUAAGGAAGGACCCAAUUCCGAGAUGGGUGGCUUCACAAGGAUCUUGCACUCUGGGAAGCCUGAUCAGUACAUGGACGAGAUCCCUACUUUCGUUGCUCAGCCUUUACCUGCCGGAAUGGAUCAGGGCUAUAUAGUUCUCAAUAGGCCAUGGGCGUUUGUGCAGUGGCUUCAAAAGGCAGACAUUAAAGAAGAUUACAUACUGAUGUCUGAGCCAGAUCAUAUCAUUGUUAAGCCCAUACCAAACUUAUCUAGAGGUGGGUUUGGAGCUGCAUUUCCCUUCUUUUAUAUUGAACCGAAAAAGUACGAGUCUGUUCUCAGAAAGUACUUCCCUAAGGAGAAUGGACCAAUAACUAAAAUCGACCCGAUCGGGAAUUCUCCUGUCAUUGUUGGGAAGGAAGCUCUUAAGAAGAUUGCUCCCACUUGGAUGAAUGUGUCUUUGGCAAUGAAGAAAGAUCCUGAAACAGACAAAGCUUUUGGUUGGGUUCUUGAGAUGUAUGCUUAUGCUGUUUCAUCUGCUCUCCAUGGUGUUGGUAACAUCUUAUACAAGGAUUUCAUGAUUCAGCCUCCAUGGGAUACUGAAAUAGGCAAAAAGUUUAUAAUUCAUUACACUUAUGGAUGUGACUAUAAUUUGAAGGGUGAAUUAACAUAUGGAAAGAUUGGAGAGUGGAGAUUUGACAAAAGGUCUUAUGAUAGAGUUGCUCCCCCAAGAAAUCUACCUCUACCUCCACCUGGUGUUCCAGAAAGUGUGGUGACAUUGGUGAAAAUGGUCAAUGAGGCGACAGCAAACAUUCCAAAUUGGGGAUCAUAGGCGAGAGGGCUGGAGCUAUUGAAGGAAGGUACUUGCUCUGCUGGAUGGACCCUCCCUCCGUUUCUCGUAAAUAUGGCGUAAACCGUGGAUUAAAAGUUAAAAUUCCGAGUCACCGCCUAUUUAUUUGAGUUUAAAUACACAGACCCUUUUUAUUAUGGCAAUUUAUUGGUUCCUACUGCCAGAGUUCUCUUAACUCCGGCUUCAUUCCUUGGUUUCUUUUUUCUUUUUUGGGUUCUUUUGUAGGUUGCAUCUAAUUAUGAAGCUAAAUUCAACUAUAGGGGAAUAAAACAUGUCUACAUUGAAUAACAAAAGAUAUAUAUAUCUCCACAUCACUACUCUCAGGAUGUGUUGUACUUUUCAUUUACUACCUAAACAUAAUGGAAAAUUUGAGGUUUAUGCA
Molecule: messenger RNA, 1870 nt
Organism: Cannabis sativa
Lineage: Eukaryota; Viridiplantae; Streptophyta; Magnoliopsida; Rosales; Cannabaceae
Product: hydroxyproline O-arabinosyltransferase 1
Exons: 8
Coding region: 385-1470 (361 amino acids)
Molecular function (GO): glycosyltransferase activity
Source: RefSeq, a predicted model, not a curated record